AUGGCCUCGGAUCUAGUCAUACUACGUGAUAUUUUCUACCGUUUGGUCUUAUUUCUUCAACUUGAUGCUUCCAUUUCCAUGGAGAUAAUCGCUUUUUGGUUGUGGCUCGAGGCAAAUAAUAGCGAUAGUAAUUUUCUUGAGCGCAUCGAUUCAUUUGAUGAUGACCGCUUUCAGGCAAUUGCUUUUGUGGCCAAAAGCUUUGUCGAAACCCUGAAUCUAGACCUCCGUGAUUUAGGUGACACAAGAAGCCCCUUCCAACAGGAAGUAUCUGAAGGAAUUGUUUUCUAUCUCAACAAUGUCUGCUACAAAGCCUUUGAAGAUUUUCAAGAAAACGGAGAUAUAGAAGAGCUUCCGCAUCAGAUCUGUCAAGUCAAUGAAGGAAACUUGAAUGAUCAAGUUUCUUUGAGUACGGAGGAUCUUCUAUCCAAAAUCAAAUCACUAUAUGCCAAUAGUAAAGAAAAUCAUGGAGAAGGCCCCAGUUAUAGAAGCAUUAAGUGUCUAAGAAAUUGUAUUCUCAAUGAUACAAAAGUGGCAAUAGAUGAGUAUACAUCAUGUUCCCAUUUGGAGAAAUUCUUGGAUAACUUGAGUUUAAGGGAGAAGCAUAAUGAUCCAGCCAUGCAUCAAUGUUCUGAUGUUCCACAAGAUGAAAGAACUCUCUUCGUCACUUUCUCCAAUGGUUACCCCUUGUCCAAAGAUGAAUUAUACGACUUCUUCAUGAGGCACUAUGGAGAUAUUGAAGAUAUAACCAUAGAAGAGCCACCUGAACCUAGGCCACCACUCUUUGCACAAGUCACAUUUUACUCGCAGUUGACACUGCUCCGUGUCCUUGAUGGCAACAAGAGAGUCAAAUUCAUGACACGAGGAAAGCAUCUGUGGGCCCGACAGUUUGUGCCAAAGAAAAAGAAGUCAAAGAAUGAUGAGCCAAACUUGAUUGACUGAGUACCUGCAUACUUUAUGUUCUAAGCAUGUUGGUCGGAAUAAACCCGGUACAUGUAAAACUUAAUAUCGUCCUUGUUGGCAAGGUUUUGAAGUUUCAUUUUGGAUUAUCAUCGGUACUUAAAUUUGUAUUUGCAUCUGCACUUUUGUUUGGAAUCCUAUCUUAAUUACGAUGUGGUUGAUGUUUUGUGAUGGAGAGAAAAUUAUGUUUAG
This is a messenger RNA of Oryza brachyantha (malo sina), 1149 nucleotides long. RefSeq lists its product as uncharacterized. The transcript is spliced from 4 exons. Lineage: Eukaryota; Viridiplantae; Streptophyta; Magnoliopsida; Poales; Poaceae. The record is from RefSeq and is a predicted model, not a curated record. Bases 1 to 939 code for a protein of 312 amino acids. Gene Ontology annotation, molecular function: nucleic acid binding.